Molecule: messenger RNA, 2611 nt
Organism: Anopheles stephensi (Asian malaria mosquito)
Lineage: Eukaryota; Metazoa; Arthropoda; Insecta; Diptera; Culicidae
Product: fatty acyl-CoA reductase 1-like
Exons: 5
Coding region: 340-1821 (493 amino acids)
Biological process (GO): long-chain fatty-acyl-CoA metabolic process
Cellular component (GO): peroxisome
Molecular function (GO): alcohol-forming very long-chain fatty acyl-CoA reductase (NADP+) activity
Source: RefSeq, a predicted model, not a curated record
CGGUGUGACUUUAUUUGUGCUUGGCGUAGAAUGCAUCACUCCAGUCGCUACAUGUAACCGGUUCCGCUCGAUUUACUUUCAUUUGUCGACGAAGCGUCAAUUGGACAGGAAGGUUCGACCAAGCGUCGCUCAUCGCUUAGAACUGGUAUCAAAGCUCCUAUCAGAAGCCUACCGGUAGUGGAGACGUGCAGUUGCUCGCAACAGUGUGUGUGCUGGUGUGUGUGUGUGAGAGAGAGAGAGAGAGAGAGAGAGAGAGAGAGAGAGAGUGUACAGACGUGUCAAGAAUUAUUCGUGAAAGCAAGAAAUUGCAACCGGGACUGAAGUGACGUACGAUCAAAGAUGAUGCAGCAAAAGUGUCCCAACAUUCCGACAGUGUUUGCCGGGGCGGAUGUGUUCAUUACGGGGGGAUCGGGAUUUAUGGGCAAAGUGCUGAUCGAGAAGUUGCUACGAUCAUGUCCACAGAUCGCACGUGUUUUUGUGCUAAUGCGUGCGAAAAGGGGCAAAUCGCUCGACGAACGUCUGAAGACGAUCACCGACGGAGUGUUGUUCGAUGUGUUGAAGAGCAAACAUCCCGAAUCGCUGAAAAAGAUACACCCGAUCGAGGGUGACUGUACACAGCUGAAGCUGGGCAUGUCCGCCGAGAGCAUGGAGCGGAUGAGCGAGGUGCAGUUUGUGUUUCAUGCUGCCGCCAGCGUACGCUUCGACGAUCCUCUGAAGGACGCCAUCCUGAUCAACACCCGCAGCACACGCGAAGUGUUAGAUUGGGCGAAAACGCUCGGCAAGCUGAGGGCCGUGGUACACAUCUCGACUACCUACUGCAAUCCGGAGCUGAUGCGCGUCGAGGAGAAGAUCUAUCCGCCCAAGAUGGACUGGAGGGAAGCGAUCAGGAUGGCGGAAUCGUUCGAUACAGCCGUGCUGGAAACGGUCAAAGAGAAACUGACACAGUUCGCUCCGAACACGUACACCUACACGAAGGGACUGGCGGAACAGAUUUGCUACGAAUACCGGCACGAUAUACCGCUGGUCGUGUUCCGGCCGUCCAUCGUGACCAAUUCCGAAACCGAACCGCUCACCGGCUGGGUGGACAAUUUUAACGGCCCCAUAGGAUUGCUGCUCGGCUGUGCGUCCGGCGUCGUACGGGCAGGGUUGCUCGAUCUGGAGAAACGCAUCAACUGCAUCCCGGUGGAUGUGAGCAUCAAGGCUAUUAUCGUCGCUGCCUGGAAGCGGGCCACGCUAGACGAGCCGGGCACACUGUCGGUGUACAACAGUGCGGCGGAGCCCGAGAAGACGAUCAACUACGGCACCAUGCUGUACGACGGAAAGGUACUGUUCGAUCGUACACCCUUAAGCAACAUGCUGUGGGCUCCCGGCGGUACCACCACGUCAAACAAGUACUUGUUCUACCUCAUAUUUUUCUGCUGCCAACUGCUGCCCGCCAUACUGGUGGACGCUCUGUUACGCGUUGCCGGCAAAGCGCCAUUUUUGCUGAAGCUGAAUCGCAAGAUUUUUGACGCACAAGUUUCCCUGAGAUACUUCAUGAACAACGAGUGGGUGUUUACCAACGAAAACUUCAAGCAGCUCGAGUACACGCUAACGAACGACGACAGGAAGGACUUUUCGACCAACUACUUCGUGCGGGGCAUGAUGGAGUACUACGAGAGCGCCAUCCUCGGUGGCCGACGAUACUUGCUGAAGGAGCCGGACGAGAACAUAGCGGAAGCGCUGAAAAAGUACUGGCGUUUGCGUGUGUUGAACUUUUCGCUCAAAUGUACACUAGUAUUCCUAAUGGCGUACUGCGUGUACAGUAGGUACUUAGUAUAGGCGAAGCUACCGACGGUGGUGUAGUGCAGGGCGGAAGUCCUUCGAUGAUUAGAAAGUAUGGAAAUUUCGACCGAAGCUGCUCACUUCCCGUUUAAUACAGCUGCAACUGGAGCGUAAUCGAAUGUUUCACUCCGAUUGAACCACCACUCAACUCGGUACGCGCUCUCGCUCUCUAGUAACAAAUUAUUGUUUUCGCUACAACGUUCCGCGAUUGCCCAGUUGGCUCCUGCUUAGUCGCGGGGGUCGUGCAGAAACGGUUUUAGAAUAGCUAAUCAAUAUGCAAAACAGUGUGAGUGUUUGGCCUACCGCUCCCCACUUAAAUCACCAAUGAAUACGCAAGCAGUGCACGCCGCCACAUUCGAACGAGCCAGACGAACGCACUACGGUCGCGCGUGGUCUUCCAGUUGCCGCCAGCCGAUGCGCGUGCUAGACGCUAGAAAAGGUCGCCCCGAGGUACGAUUGAGACGAUUGCACUUCGUGGCAAACCAUGAAUGUGUUAAUUUUCGGCAAACGUUUAGCUGUCCGUUUCAUGCUUUUCCUACAGGGUUUGGCUCCAUCAAAAGCAGCGUGGCGGCGGUGUGGUUUUACCGUUGCAUCGUAUACACUCUAAAGCAUCAGCAAAGCGAUUUUAUAUUACAGAACGUUCCAUUGCGUAAUCCAAUACCGAGAAAGUGGCAGAUUAUGGCGAAUUAAAGCAUAAAUGAUACCAGAAAAGAACCUUUAUGAAAAGAUUUCCGCUGUUAAACUUCAAUCUAAAACAAUAAGUAAAAUAAAGACAUUUAAAACUAUA